This is a messenger RNA of Puccinia triticina, 462 nucleotides long. RefSeq lists its product as uncharacterized. The transcript has 3 exons. Gene Ontology annotation, cellular component: mitochondrion. Bases 1 to 462 code for a protein of 153 amino acids. Lineage: Eukaryota; Fungi; Basidiomycota; Pucciniomycetes; Pucciniales; Pucciniaceae. Gene Ontology annotation, molecular function: dihydroxy-acid dehydratase activity. The record is from RefSeq and is a predicted model, not a curated record. Gene Ontology annotation, biological process: branched-chain amino acid biosynthetic process.
AUGGGAGCCACUGGGAUGAGCUAUAGUCUCCCAAGCCGUGACUUGAUCAACAAUAGUGUUGCGUUGGCUGCUGGUGGUCAUUGGUUAGAUGAUAUGGUUGAUGUUCUAGGCUAUGACAAUGAUCAAGGAAUAUGCCGGGUAAUCCACCCAAUUUUGUCUCCCAUCAAGCCUACUGGACAUAUUUGGAUCCUGAAAGGCAACCUGGCCCCUGGGGGUGCAGUUGCCAAGAUCACUGGCAAGGAAGGCCUGCACUUCCAAGGCAAGGCUUGCGUCUUUGAGACCAAAGCCAUUGAAACCGGAUUUAUCCUGAAAGGCCCAAAAACUGUCUUUGUUCUUUGCGGGAUGGGCCCUGUCGGUGGUCCCGGCAUGCCCGAAAUGCUCAAACCAACCAGUACAAUUAUGGGAGUUGGACUGGGUAAUGAUGUAACCUGCUUGACCAACGGCCAAUUUAGCGGAGGGUAG